AUGAAACUCCGGGUGCGGCUGCAGAAGCGAACGGCUCGGCUUGAGUUGCCAGGGGCGGAGCCAACCCUGGAAGAUCUGCGCGCGCGCCUUUGCCAGACCCUGUUGCCCGCUUGGGGUUACAGUUCUAAUACCCAAUUUGCAAUAACCUUGAACAACAAAGACUCCCUCUCUGGGAACCAGGAACCUCUAGCAUCAUUUGGAAUUGUUUCAGGAGACCUGAUAUGCUUGAGGCUGGAAGACGCCAACGCAACACUCACGUUACCUCCAUCCCCUCCUUCCACUUCAGCAGUAUGUCACAACCAACCCAAUAGUACAGAAAAAGAAAGACACAAUGGGCACAUAGAAGACGGUCAGGUCCAAGAUGACAAGCAAAUGGCUGACAAUACGGCAGGAUCCUGCCAAGAGUUUGCUUCAGAGAUGGUCUCGGAUGUUCCUGAUCUCCAAGAAUCUGAGGGUUCUUACCCUAUGGGGCCGAUGCUGUGUUCUGAAGCUACAGAUGGGCAAGUGCCGCAUUCUCUUGAGACCCUUUACCAUUCUGCAGAGUGUGUCAAUGCCAACGAUGCUUUGAUAGUUAUGAUUCAUCUUCUCAUGAUGGAGACGGGCUACGUACCUCAAGGGACAGGAGCAAAAUCAAUGUCCAUGCCUGAGAAGUGGAGAAAUGGUGGUGUUUAUAAGCUACAGUAUACUCACCCUCUCUGUGAAGACGGCUCUGCUGCCCUGACUUGCGUGCCUUUGGGGGACUUUAUUGUCGUCAAUGCAAUGUUGAAGAUCAGCAGUGACCUCAAAAGUGUGAAGAAACUGCAGCUUCUGCCAACAUCCUUUGUUUGUUUUCAAGACGCAGCAAAUAUCACUGGUGUGUAUAAAGAUCUUCAGAAAUUAUCUCGUCUCUUUAAAGAUCAGCUGGUGUAUCCUCUUCUGGCAGCUGCCCGUCAAGCUUUGAAUUUACCAGAUGUGUUUGGUUUGGUGGUCCUCCCGCUGGAACUGAAACUCCGAGUUCUAAGACUCCUGGAUGCCCGCUCGCUCCUCUCUUUGUCUGCUGUUUGCCGGGACCUCUACACAGCCUCAAAUGACCAGCUAUUGUGGAGAUUUGUAUACCUGCGAGAUUUCAGAGAUCCUGUUCCCAGGCCGCGAGACACAGACUGGAAGGAGUUGUACAAGAAGAAACUGAAGCAGAAGAAAGACGCCCUGCGGUGGAGGCACAUGAUGUUUCUUCCCCCUCCCCCCCUUCCCAUCCCAUUGCACCCCAACCCGCUUUAUCCUGGUGCUUUUCCUCCUAAUCCUCUUUAUCCCCCAAUGAUAAUAGGGGGUGAAUAUGACGAAUACAUUGCCGACCCAAUCAACGCGCUCAUUCAUGGCCCAGAGGACAUGCCGAGUCUAUUCCCUCCACUGCAGCCCCAUUUUGAUCCAAUUGGGUUCAUUCCAGGUCCUGGCUUCCCACUCCCCGGGAGAGCCGGCGGCAAUGACAGAUUCCCCCCUAGGCCUGGUCGGGGCCGCCCAGGUGACGGUCGCCGUCCAUUCAUAUGAUG
Messenger RNA from Euleptes europaea (tarantolino), 1526 nucleotides. It is a transcript of the gene FBXO7, whose product is annotated as F-box protein 7. Gene Ontology annotation, molecular function: protein kinase binding. Lineage: Eukaryota; Metazoa; Chordata; Lepidosauria; Squamata; Sphaerodactylidae. Gene Ontology annotation, biological process: autophagy of mitochondrion; positive regulation of autophagy of mitochondrion. The transcript has 9 exons. The record is from RefSeq and is a predicted model, not a curated record. The coding region runs from base 1 to 1524 and encodes 507 amino acids.